AUGACGAGAGACCGCUUCCAGCUCCUCUUCCGUCGGGUUCGGAUCUUCGACGCAGCUCUGAUUACGGCACCAACCCGGCCAACCCCUGGCGGCCGUGGCCGUGAUCCCCGAAAGUCUCGGAUGCCGAAGGUGUACAAACAAAUUAAUGAGUGGUCCGCCCACAUCCAAGAGACCGGCGACCGCUUCCUCCGGCCCGGCUCGGACAUCACCGUCGACGAGGCCAUGGUCCGGUUCACGGGCCGGUCUAUGGAGACCACAACGAUCCCGACGAAGCCGAUCCCGCAGGGUUUCAAGCUGGUGGUCACCUCGCUGCUUGCCCUCCUUCCAUUGGCUAACUACCAUGCAUUUCUGGAUAAUUUGUUCGCCUCCGUGAAGCUCUUCCGGGCCCUGCGAGACCAAAAGAUCGGUGCCACGGGCACUUGCCGUAAAGACGGUGGUAUUGAUAAGACUCUUGUGGCUGAGAAGGAGACGGAAGGUAGAGGAAUCCCCUUGGGGCAGCCCCAUCCAAUCUCCACAGCCGACGGGCAAGUUAACCAGUUCACUUGGAAGGAUAAUGCCCUCGUUCUCUUCCUCACCACGGUCUUCGACGAGACCUCCGAAGUGGUCCGCAACCGCCGCCGGCCUGCCGGCAACACUGCCGCGAAGAAGGCGGCACGGGAAGUCUUUAGUUGGGUAGCAGCAAACACGUGCGGCGACUCGGGCGUGGGCGGAUUCCGUGCUCACGUCGUCCGCUCGGUUGCAUUCAACGAGAAGGGCUUCAUCCUGUCGACGAUUCUUGCAUCUCUUUCCGCAAGGACAUCAGAAUUCUUGACGCUCACUGUACAUGUUCCAGUGCUGUCACUAGCACUCCUCGCCUGCCAGGGUUUGGGCCACACUAUAACCACAGAGGACGUACCAAUACUCUGGGAAAUCGAUGUAUCUAUGGCAAACCCGAAUGUUUCGACCACAAGUUUCGCAGUGAUGUCGUCGACUCCUGACGGAUGUCGUUUUCUCAACUUUGCGGCCGCUUUAAUCGCAUUUGUCAAAAACGAAGACGGCGCGAAAGCGCUUGCGCUCUUGAUGGCAGCACCGGUAUCGGAUACUGAACAGAGAGUGCCAAGCUCGGCACACCUGACGAUGAUUCUCGAAGCUCUUGUCAAAUAUCUGCCUCAGAACAGGAACGAAGACCUUGCGUCACGAUACUCAGCAGCCGCGCGGCACCAGUCCGAUCCCGAAGCCGUGGACACUGCUUCUUGGAUCCGUGGUUGGGUCGUGCGAAACCACAACAACACUCACGACAUCAUUCAAGACGACAUAUCUGCGCUUCGUCGUCAAAUUGGGGCAUUUCAACAUUGGUGCCUGAGACCCGAGUAA
Molecule: messenger RNA, 1353 nt
Organism: Colletotrichum costaricense
Lineage: Eukaryota; Fungi; Ascomycota; Sordariomycetes; Glomerellales; Glomerellaceae
Exons: 4
Coding region: 1-1353 (450 amino acids)
Source: RefSeq, a predicted model, not a curated record